AUGGACAAGUACUUGAUGGCUUUCAUCUUGUCUAUGACACAUGGACUACUUCCUUUGAAAGUUUCCGUCCUCGAGGAUUUUAUAAUGUUUUGUCUGGGCCUUGAUCCCCCUUGUAUCGAAAGGGCUUUAAACCUGCGGGAAGUACCUCUACACCAGCUCAGCAAAACCAAAGCACAGUACCAGCAGCGUGAUACGGCCCAGCCUACCCCGGUCGUCGUGCGUUCUGGCAAUUCAGCAGCGCCUGUAAUGUAA
Neurospora tetrasperma FGSC 2508 is the source of this 252-nucleotide messenger RNA. RefSeq lists its product as uncharacterized. The transcript is spliced from 2 exons. Lineage: Eukaryota; Fungi; Ascomycota; Sordariomycetes; Sordariales; Sordariaceae. Bases 1 to 252 code for a protein of 83 amino acids. The record is from RefSeq and is a predicted model, not a curated record.